Messenger RNA from Mytilus trossulus (common blue mussel), 1507 nucleotides. RefSeq names its product manganese-dependent ADP-ribose/CDP-alcohol diphosphatase-like. Lineage: Eukaryota; Metazoa; Mollusca; Bivalvia; Mytilida; Mytilidae. The coding region runs from base 286 to 1221 and encodes 311 amino acids. Gene Ontology annotation, molecular function: ADP-ribose diphosphatase activity; 2',3'-cyclic-nucleotide 2'-phosphodiesterase activity; manganese ion binding. The record is from RefSeq and is a predicted model, not a curated record. The transcript has 3 exons.
UUCUGUUCGAAUUGUGACUGUUAAAGUCGAGUUUGUGAGUCAAACGAACCCCCCUUUGGAAAUUCCUGGCUACGGGCCUGAUACUUACUGAGUAGGACUGAGUAGAUAUAACCGGGAAAUUGUCUUGUCGUAUUUAUAGACCAGGUGUUAUAAUGAACUAAAAAUAGAAAUGACAGGUCGUGGCUUAGAACUUCCAUGAUUUGUGACGUGGACUGAUACAUGUCAGUCGCCUUUUGCUUUUAAACGGUCGAAUUUCAUUUUAAGAAGCACACGAAUAGUCCAGUAAUGAAGACAUUAUUAAGGUUUGGUUUGGUGGCUGACCUCCAGUAUGCCAAUAUUGAUGAUGCAUAUAAUUGGAAUAAAACCAAGAAACGUUUUUACAGAUCAGCAAUUAGUCUUCUGGGGAAGGCCAUGAAGGACUGGAAACAAAAUGACGCCAAAUUUAUUCUUCAGCUUGGUGAUUUAGUUGAUGGAUUCUGUAAACGGACAGAAGAACCAAUCGAUUGUCUAAAUCGUAUUUUAGACAUAUUUGACCAGGAACAAUGGCCGGUUUUAAAUGUUGUUGGUAACCAUGAGUUAUACAAUUUUGAAAAAGACAGUUUAUACAAAUCUAGGUUGUUCAAAAAUCUGCCAUCUUCCAACAAAGCAUAUUAUACAUUAUCUCCAUAUCAAGGACUUAAAAUCUGUGUCUUGAACACUUAUGAAAUAUCAGUUCUCGGUGAAUUAGAGGGUACAGAAACUUAUAAUGUAGCUCACUCAUUUUUGGCGGAAAGAAAUCCGAACAAAGAUAAAAAUGACCCAUCAGGUCUGGAAUCUGUUGACAGACGAUUUGUACGUUUUAAUGGAGCAGUUUCAAAAGAGCAGUUGGAAUGGUUGUCAAAAGAGCUGAUCUUGGCUACCAAACUAAAAGAAAAUGUUAUUGUCAUUGGCCACAAUCCAAUUUAUUUACCUGCCACAGACAGUGCCUGUUUAUGUUGGAACUAUAGUGAAAUAUUAGACAUUCUGUCAGAAAACUCAGUGGUCUGUUAUAUCAGCGGCCACGAUCAUGAUGGCGGUUAUUCAGUCGAUCAGAACGGGAUACACCAUAUAACAAUGCCAGGAGCUAUAGAACACCCAGGCUCUUACGCUGUUGGCAACUUGUUAGAGGAUUCAUUGGUUAUUCAAGGAAGGGGAGAUAUGUUUGAAGUGAAUUGUCCGUUAAGAUUUAAAUUGAAAUGUUGACAGAUAUGGUUUUUAUUCUAAUUUAUUUUUAAUGUAUUGUCUAUUGUCAUUUUAAUAUAAUUAGAUUAAACUGGCAUAAUUUAACGAUUAAUAGUCAUUUAUACAAUGGCAGCUUAAAAACUAUUGCAGAUGUGUCAAACUGAAAUGGGUAUAUUUUAUUGUUGUCAGUUUUUACUUUUUAAAAGUGCAAACAGAUUUAGUGUUUGGUAUUCCUUGUAUCAUAAUCCUGAAGUUUAAUAUUGUUUUCAGUUGUGUUUAUAUUUGAAUAAAAUAAUUUCUUCAUCCA